AGUUAAUUCGGCGUGAGCGUUUGUUUAUGUAGUGAGCGCGUAUUUCUCGUGUGGCAAGUGCAACAACUAGUAGCUGCGACUUACAACAAGAAGCGCAAUUACAAAUAAACCUAAAGAGUUUAUAAGUGCAGUGCUGUGUGUGCUUGAAAUGUGUUACCAAAUGCUUGGCUUAAGUGCAUUGCCAAGCCCUAAGCUGGCGCUGGCUGGCAAUUAAAACAACUACAAGUUACAACUGUAAACAGCCUACAGCAGAAAUUAAACAAAAAUAUAGUACUAAGCAACAAUUGCAACACAACGCGAAUAUAACGAAACAACUAACAACAAUAACAACGAUGAUGCAGUUUUGGAUAACUUUGACAUUUGCAUGGCUUUUAGUUGCCAUUGGCGUUAGCAGCGCUGCCACAACAACAGUCGCAGCUCCGUCGGCAGCGGGCGUGGUGCAAAAGUUUCGCGUAACGCCGCACGAUAUGCAGAUACUGGAGGGAACGGAUACGUUGCUGCGCUGCGAGGUCACCGCGUUGGCUGGGAGGGUGCAAUGGGUUAAGGAUGGUUUCGCCUUGGGCUUUCUGGCCGUCAUACCCGGCUUUCCGCGCUACUCGGCGCUGGUGGAUGAGCCCAAUGGCGUGUACAAUUUGCAAAUACGUAACGCCUCGCUCGAGGAUGAUGCCGAGUAUCAAUGCCAGGUGGGUCCGGCGCCCGGCAACCCCGCCAUACGCGCUAAUGCUAAGCUGAGCAUUGUGGCCGCGCCCAGCAGCAUUUACAUCGAUGGCUACUCACGCAACGCCAAAGUGGAGGUGGUGGAGCAACAGAAUCUAACGCUCACCUGCAUCACCGAGAACGCCAAUCCGGCGGCGGAAAUUGUCUGGUUCCAAGGCGAUACACCCUUGAAUAUAGUGCCCACUGUCGUGGUUAAUCAAACGGCGCUUAAGCGUUAUCGCACCACAUCGACGCUGCAGCUGCAGCCACGUGCCGAUGAUGACUACAAGGAAUUCUCCUGCGAGGCACGCCACAAGGCGCUGCCACCUGAUGUGCCCAUGCGUGCCCAGCUGCAACUUUCUGUGCUUUAUCCACCUGGACCGCCUUUCUUCGAGGGCUACAGCCAGGGCGAGUCCUUGCGCCGCGGCCAACAGCUGCAAAUCGCGUGCCGCAGUCGUGGCGGCAAUCCACCUGCCCAGCUGGUUUGGUACCGCAACGGCGUGGCCAUUAACUCGCCACAACGCACCGCCGGCCGUCUCUCCGAGAAUGUCUACAAGUUCACAGCGAAUGAAUCCGAUAAUGGCGCCCAUUUGGCCUGCGAGGCCAAGAACUUGCUCUCCGAGAAGCCACUCAGAGCGGAGCUUAACCUGACUGUCCUUUAUGCACCCAAGGAUGUUUAUUUGAGCGGCGCUUCGCAGGCCAAAGUGGGCGACACUGUGGAGCUGAGCUGCGUGACCGCUGCGUCCAAUCCGCCGGCACGCAUUAGCUGGUCCAUGAAUGGACGUCCGUUGAACAAUAGCAGCUACAAGACGCGCAGCAGCACUGCCGGCGGCUGGGUGAGCAGCUCGAACAUAACACUAACCAUCGAUGCGCAGAGCCGAACCUUCAUUGCGGUUUGUCAUGCCCUCAAUACGGAGCUAUCGCAAAAUGUGGUGGGCUCGCAUACGGUGAAUGUUUUGUACGCCCCCUCGGCUCCGCUGUUGACGGGCUACAACAAUGGCGACAUACUCAUCUCGGGCUCCAUACUGAAGCUGCAGUGCAGCUCGGCGGGUGGCAAUCCGCCGCCUGCGUUGCAUUGGUACAAGAACGAUAAGCGACUGAAUGCGGCCACUAAGCUGACGGACAGUAAAAUUAGCUCCGAGCUGUCGCUGCUGUUGAAUGCCUCCGAUAAUAAUGCCAUCUACAAAUGCGAGGUGCAGAAUGCCGCCAUUGAAAUACCGUUAUUUGCAACCAAAACUCUGGGCGUGCAUUUUCCUCCCGAGACGGUCAAGAUUAGUGUGCUGCCCAAGAAUCUGGUGCCUGGCAUACGCGCCAAGCUCAUCUGCGACUCCAGCUCCAGCAAUCCGCCUGCCAAGAUCAGCUGGUGGAAGGACGGCAUACCCGUCGAAGGUUUGAAUCUAGCCAAUCGUCCGGGUCUGUGGGGCGGCUCCGUCUCCACGCUGGAAAUGCAUGUGAACAUCACUCAGGAUCUAGAUGGCUCCAUCUACACCUGCCAAAGCCACAACGAGGUGCUGCAGCGCAGCGUGCAUGAAACCAUCAGCCUGGAUAUACUCUUUGCACCAAAGUUCGAUGCCGCUCAGCAGACAAGUUUUGUGGGCGUGGAGGGCGCUCCACUGCAGCUGGAGCUGCAUGCCAGUGGCAAUCCCAUGUCUAUAAGCUAUACCUGGACUAAGGAUGGACUGCCCAUUAGCAGCAAUGCGCUGAGCGGUCAACGCCUGAUCUCCGACGGACCAAGGCUCAACAUUAGUCGCCUCAGUCGCAACGAUGCGGGAAUUUAUGUCUGCGAGGCGCUCAACACGCAGGGCACAGCCAUGCUGGAGGUGCAAGUGCUGGUGGAAUAUGCGCCUGUUAUUGCUGCCGUUACCGAGGGCCAGAGCUUUGUCUCAGGCGAGCAGGCGGUGCUCGCUUGUCAGAUCCAGGCGCGUCCUUUGGAGGCGGCGCAUGUGAGCUGGUCACGUCCCGGCUACGACUUUGCCACGCGCACGAGCGUCUCCUUCGAGAACAAUACAGCGCUGUUGCACAUAGACAACGUGCAACGUGGCGACAUUGGCAACUUCACCUGCAGCGUGGACAAUCAACGUGGCGCGCCCGUCUCGCGCAAUGUGCUGCUCGUUGUGCAAACUUCACCGGAAAUCGAUCAUACGCCGGGUUACACGCGCUUUGCUGCGCGUCUGGGCGUGCGCUCGCAGCUUGUGUGCCGCGUGCUGGCUUCGCCACAGCCCAGCUUCAUCUGGCGACGUCAUGGCAAGGAUCUGAAGCGACGCAACAAGUACAGCACGGCGGAACGUCAGGUGGAUGGUCUUUACUUUGAAUCUGCGCUGCUGAUUGAAAGCACUGCAGCGGAGGAUUAUGGUCAGUACGAGUGUGUGGUGCGGAAUAGCUUGGGCCAGGCCAGCACUACGCUGGAGUUCAGCAAGCCGACGCGUCCGGAUACGCCGCUGCAGUUGCGCGUGGGCAAUGUGAGCGACAGCAGCGUGGAGCUGAUGUGGACGCCUGGAUUUGAUGGUGGCAUGCAGGCUUAUUAUCGCCUGCGUGUGAAGCAGCAGGGUGAGGACAAGUACAAGACCGUGGAGGUUAAGCUGGGCGCGCUGAAUGCAACGCUGGAGCAGCUCAAGCCCGGCGGCAACUAUUACUUCUCGGUCAUGGCGUUCAACGAGGCGGGCAACAGCAAAUACUUGCCGGACAUUAAGCUGACGCUGAGCAAGGGCUCGCAGCCGCACUCGGCCGAGUAUACGGAGAAGGACGAGCUGCCCAAUGUGAUGAUCAUUGGCAUUACCUCGGCUGCCAUGGUGCUGCUGGUGUUGAAUGCAGCCCUCGUUGCUUGGUUCGUCAUUCGGCGGCAAAACAAAUCGCAGGGCGAAACGGAGCCCAGCAACGAUGAUGCCUACUCCAAGGACGACAAUCAGUCAGUCUACAAGCUGCCCAUCACUGCUUUGCAGGCGGAUGUGCAAAAGAAGGCCGCCGCCUCCACUUAUCUGGUGGAGAAUGUGGACAUUAUACAGUCGACGGCGUACCCGCCCAAGUACCAGGAGAGCUCCAUGUGCACUCCCCACUAUCAGCACUCCAUGUGCAAUCCGGACUUCACUCGCACUCUGCCCAAUCCCAAGCGGCACAGUCAACGCAACAGUGCAACGGGUCUGAUUGAGGGCAUGCCCAUGCGUGCCAAGGACGACCACAUGCUCAUCUCGAACGGCCUUUACAUACCGUCGCCCUCGCCAGCCUCCUCGCUGGUCAUCAAGGGCAGCUACAUAUCAUCGCCAUCGCCAGCGCCGCCAGCCGAUGGCUCCUACUUCAAUAUGAGCGACAAGUACAUGUCCUAUCCACCUGUGACCUACUAAGCAGUGCAGCUUGUCAGAGGAAAAGAAAAAGAAAAAAGACAGAAAUGAAAAGGAAACCCAACAGCAGCCAAAUACAGCUAGACUGAUUGAUAUACAUGCCACAGCAUACAUUUGCACACACUUAUAACGAAAUAACUCAUAAACAACCAGCACACACACACACACACAACAGCACACACAUACACAGAUGCAUUGAAAAUUGAUAUUGAUACGUUGUUCAAUCAAUUUCUGUCUUCAUGCAAACAUUUUUUGGUUAUUUGCUGUUGCAAGUUUUUUCUUUGGGUUUUGUUUCUUUUUUUUUUUUUGUAUAAUUAGUAGUACUAAAUGACGUUGAUUAUUAUGGAGCGCAUAAUGGAGUAAACAUGUUGAGUGUGUUUUGAGAAAAGACAUUUGCAUGCGGCGCUCGAAGGCUGUGAUAAGUACCUGCACCCAAGGCAUGCCACACACACAUGCAACACGCUGUGGCAAGCUUUACAUCAAACAAAAUGCAAGCGUUGCCUUUGGCUAAAAUGAAAGCCUUGGGGCGCAGUUACGCCAACCAAUCUACAAAAUGCUUGCCCUAACCCCCCACUCCCCUCACACAUACACACACACACACAAGCAACAACAACAACAAGAACAGACAAAGUUCCCCCAACCCUAAAGCUAGUAAGUUAUUAUUAAUUAACGAAAGCAGCAGCAGCAUAAGUAGCAGCGAAACGUUAAAGAGACAGUUUCGAUGCAAGAGAGCAAGAGCAUUAAUAUAAAUAAAAUCUCAAAUAAUUAUUUGUAGACAUUUUACUCAAUAUUAAGUAGUAGCAAUUACGCAUUUUUAGCAUUUAGCAUAAAUAUAUUAACGAGUCUGUCGAGUCGAGACUCAUUCUCAUUAGCAGUUGUUCAAGUUUAAGCUCUAGACAUACCAACAAACAAACAAACAUAUAUACAAAUCAAAAUAAACGAUCUUCAACGACAUUCAAAAAAAACGAAAAUAGCAUCAUGAAAUCAAUUAAAGUAAUAAAUUUAAGCGUGAUUAAGAGCUCUUAUAUAGUAUUUAGUUAUUUACAGCAUAAAGAAUUCAACGAUUUUUUAUCAUGCAUGACAAUAAAUUAUAUACAUGAUAAAAAAUUGCGUGCAAGCGCCAAAAAUUAAGCUAAAAAACAAACAAA
Messenger RNA from Drosophila busckii, 5179 nucleotides. Its product is annotated as nephrin. Gene Ontology annotation, biological process: cell-cell adhesion. Bases 333 to 4034 code for a protein of 1233 amino acids. The transcript is spliced from 11 exons. NCBI's taxonomy places the organism in Eukaryota, Metazoa, Arthropoda, Insecta, Diptera, Drosophilidae. Gene Ontology annotation, molecular function: cell adhesion molecule binding. The record is from RefSeq and is a predicted model, not a curated record. Gene Ontology annotation, cellular component: cell-cell junction.